CAACAGUUGAAGGAAGAACACCCUGCUUUCCCUUCGCUUCUCCGAGGCUUAGCGGCUUAGAGCAAUAGUCCCGCUGCUUCUGCGGGCUGAAGCGACACGGAUAGACAUCCUAGAAUAUGUUUCCCUGCGAGCGUGUGAACAUUGCCCAGCUCGGCUUUCAACUCGCUUCCAACCUGCACCGCCCGGCCAGCAUGCCUCCCCGGCCGUGAAGCGGGGCCGCCGCCGCCCCUCCGCGCCGCUGGUAACCCGCCCUCGCCGCCACCUGGCCCUCCUGAUCGACGACACACGCACUUAAAACUUGUUCUCAGGGUGUGUGGAGUCAACUUUCCGGAAGCAACCAGCCCACCAGAGGAGGUAGACAGACAGCUAGUUGGAGUAGCUGAUUCCUAAAUAAGUCCCCAGAGCGAGAGGAUACGAUGCUGUGGAGGCUAGUUCAGCAAUGGAGCGUCGCGGUGUUCCUGCUGAGCUAUUCGGUGCCCUCCUGCGGGCGCUCGGUGGAGGAGCUCGGCCGCCGACUCAAAAGGGCUGUGUCUGAGCACCAGCUCCUCCAUGACAAGGGGAAGUCCAUCCAAGAUUUACGGCGUCGGUUCUUCCUCCACCACCUGAUCGCGGAAAUCCACACAGCCGAAAUCAGAGCUACCUCGGAGGUGUCCCCCAACUCCAAGCCUGCUCCCAACACCAAGAACCACCCUGUCCGCUUUGGGUCUGAUGAUGAGGGUAAAUACCUGACUCAGGAAACUAACAAGGUGGAGACAUACAAAGAGCAGCCACUGAAGACGCCUGGCAAGAAAAAGAAAAGCAAGCCUGGCAAACGCAAGGAGCAGGAAAAGAAGAAACGGCGAACUCGGUCAACCCUGCUGACCUCAGGCGUGGCUGGGACUGGGCUGGAAGAGGACUACCUAUAUGACAUCUCCACAACAUCGCUGGAGCUCGACUCACGGAGGCAUUGAAUUUUUCAGCAGAGACCUUCAGAAGACGUAUUGCAGGAUUCUGUAAUAAUGAACAUGUGGAAAGUAUUAGAAAUAUUUAUUGUCUGUAAAUAUUGUAAAUGGCAUUGGAAUAAAACUGUCUCCCCCAUUGCUCUAUGAAACUGCACAUUGGUUAUUGUGAAUAUUUUUUUUGCCAAGGCUAAUCCAAUUAUUAUUAUCACAUUUACCAUAAUUUAUUUUGUCAACUGAUGUAUUUAUUUUGUAAAUGUAUCUUGGUGCUGCUGAAUUUCUAUAUUUUUUGUAACAUAAUGCACUUUAGAUAUACAUAUCAAGUAUGUUGAUAAAUGACACAAUAAAGUGUCUUUAUUUUGUGGUUGAUCUUAAUGAAUGCCUAAAUAUAAUUAUCCAAACUGAUUUUCCUCUGUGCAUGUAAAAAUAGCAGUAUUUUAAAUUUGUAAAGAAUGUCUAAUAAAAUAUAAUCUAA
Molecule: messenger RNA, 1413 nt
Organism: Dama dama (fallow deer)
Lineage: Eukaryota; Metazoa; Chordata; Mammalia; Artiodactyla; Cervidae
Gene: PTHLH
Product: parathyroid hormone like hormone
Exons: 6
Coding region: 417-950 (177 amino acids)
Biological process (GO): adenylate cyclase-activating G protein-coupled receptor signaling pathway; bone mineralization; regulation of chondrocyte differentiation
Cellular component (GO): extracellular region
Molecular function (GO): peptide hormone receptor binding; hormone activity
Source: RefSeq, a predicted model, not a curated record